AUGAAGAGUCUCGGCUUUCAGCGCGCUCCUCUUAUUGGCUCACCUCACCGGCAUCCCACCGGUCUCCCACUUAGAGUUGAUCGACACCUCUUUAUCGAAGCUGUCAAAAACAAGCACUCUAUCCGAUCAUCGGGUGAUUGCUCUCUCGGCUGUGGAAUUUGUCAAAAUAAUCGCAAAAUUGGAAACUAG
This is a messenger RNA of Penicillium atrosanguineum, 189 nucleotides long. RefSeq lists its product as uncharacterized. The record is from RefSeq and is a predicted model, not a curated record. The coding region runs from base 1 to 189 and encodes 62 amino acids. Lineage: Eukaryota; Fungi; Ascomycota; Eurotiomycetes; Eurotiales; Aspergillaceae. The transcript is spliced from 2 exons.